Suricata suricatta (meerkat) is the source of this 3335-nucleotide messenger RNA. RefSeq names its product lymphocyte transmembrane adaptor 1 (gene LAX1). Gene Ontology annotation, biological process: negative regulation of T cell activation; intracellular signal transduction; lymphocyte activation. Bases 994 to 2196 code for a protein of 400 amino acids. The transcript has 6 exons. The record is from RefSeq and is a predicted model, not a curated record. Gene Ontology annotation, cellular component: plasma membrane. Lineage: Eukaryota; Metazoa; Chordata; Mammalia; Carnivora; Herpestidae.
ACAGGGAGAUCAUGCCUGAACCGAAGUCAAAUGCUUAAUGGACUGAGCCGCCCAGGGGCCCUUCUUCACAUCCUCAUAAGAGUCUUAGUGGCCCCAUCUCUUUGGACUCUCCCAAGAUGCAAAGAGAGUUUCAGGAGAUUGAAAAAGGAAAGAGGGGAAGGGAGCUAUAAAGAAAUUUUGAACAACUGUCUAAGUUGGGACACUUUGGGUAGACACAGAGAAUGAGGUACCCAGCCUCUGAGAUGGCUGCACAAGCAAGCAGAACUGUGACAGAUCUCCAGAAGAGUUUGUGAGGGAGACAGCCAGCAGACAGGGGCCACGGAAGACAAGGCUUCAGGAGGGAGUGGCCUCCAGCGGCCCUGCUGACCCAGCAUUGGCUCCAUUCUGAGAGUAAUACCUAGAAAGAUUCUCAAAACAUGAAACACAGACCAGUUUUGUCAAAAUCACUCAGGGACGUGUCUAUGAAAACAGCCUGUCUCCUGGUCUCAGAAACCCAAAGGAACAAUCAUGAAUCUCCUACCACCUUGUCCCAUCUAUAGUCACACUCCCCACAGACCACAGUGCACCCAGCCAGCCCAGGGAAGAGGGGGGAAGACAUGGUUUCUUCUAUCUUAUUAUAGCUGAGCAGCAUUUCCUGUGCCCCAUGCUUCAUUAGAACAUCGGUGGUGUCAUUUCCUGUGACGACUCUCUGUUUCCAUUCUGGCAAAAUGUUUGCUCUUUUCUGUCUGCUUUGAGGGUUGGGGGAGGAUGGGUUUCUCACAGAGCCUCUCUCCCGGGCCUCUCAGCAGUUUCCCCCUCUUUGCCCCUCAAACUUCCACCAGAAGGCAGAGAGUAAAGCAUGCCCUGAACCACCUCGCUGGGGGACCGCCAUACCCGGCUUGAGCUCUCGCCUCCGGCUCUGUAGCCACAUCCAGAAGGGGCAACAUGCACUAGCCGAUGAUAACUGAGAGAAGGCUUACAAGGAGAAGCUGAAGCCAGAGAGGUUCCGUGGCAAUGGAUACGAUCACUCCAACUGUUUCAGAAAUCAGAGGGGGGACCUCGGAGGCCAGGACUCUGCAGGAAACUGGUGGCAGCCUGGACAGAGACAAAGACCACAGCAUGGUCAUCUUUUCUGGGUUUGCGGGAUUCCUCGCCAUCCUCCUGACCACCAUGAUCUUCUACGGCCUGUGGAACUGGAAUAAAUUGAAGAGACGACAACUUCCUUACUUCCGAGUUACCGUCAUGCCCUUACUGACUCUGUCUCGACCCAGACAAGGAGCCAAAAAUAUUUAUGACUGCUUGCCCCAGAGGCAAGAGGGGAGACGUCAGUCAAGGAGUAACCGAAUUUUCAGUACCGAAAGCCUCCUCUCCAGAAAUUCUGAGAGCCCUCCUUCUGAGCAUGUGUCCUCCCAAGCAGGCAAUGACCUCUGGGUGCACAGACACCAUUAUCCUGCCAAUGGCUACGCAGUGGGCAUCUAUGACAAUUCCACAGGGCUCCAGAUGCGUGGGGACCUCACUCCCUCUGCCCAAUAUGUCAAUGUCAGAGCAGCCGGAGACUGCCUGAGCAUUUCUUCAGAGGACUCGAGAGAUUACAUCAAUGUUCCCACCGCAGAACAGAUUGCUAAGACUCUUCUGGCUUCUGCCAACACCACCUCCACGAACAGUUUUGCCCCCCCAACUGCUCAGAAGCUGGAGCUUCCUGAGGAAAGAGAGAAGGGCUGUGGGAAUGCCACUGACCACACCGGUGUUUGGUCUCCAAGAUCAGAGAGUGAUGACCCACUCAGCAAUGAGGAAGGUUCUUCUGAGGCCUCAGAUGACUAUGUCAACAUGGCAGGGUUGAAUCUUGAGGCCACCCAGGGAAAGGAGCCCUGGAUGGCUUUUCAGUGCUGCAGAGAUUAUGAAAACGUCCCAUCGGCACAUGCCAAUGGAAACCAGCAGGCAGGGGAAGAAGUGACAUCCUCAGACACAAGCCAUGUAGAAGGCAGGACAGAUGCUCCAGGGACCCACGUCCAAUUUGUCAUGCAGUCAGGGAGGUUCCCUGAUCUCGGGGAUUAUGUGACCUAUCAGCCAUCUGCACAGAGUGAGACUAGUCAGAUGAAACUUGGAGAAGAAAUGCCAAAUGAGACCUCUAAUGACUACGAGAAUGUGUUACCUGCCAACUUAGGAGACAGGGACUCCAAGCAGGGGCCAGACGCAUGCUCCUUCCUGACAAAUUAGGCCCCAGGCACCCAGCUGGAGAGCGAUGUGGAGUGGUCUAUCCCUCCAAAGCCAUGGUCUGUAAAGACCCUUGAACAUCCUUGUAUUUCAGUGGGUUCCUCAAGUAGACUACAAAGAGGCUGAAAUACACAGGCGUUAACGAACUCACAAAUGCCAAGGUCUGGGAAAGCCAGAAAGGAAUUCUUCUGAAGCAGGGUGCUGUUAUCUCUCAUCCCAACCUACGAAUGUUUGCUGUAGCUGCCUUAGAGGAUGCUUAGUAGAUUAAAGAUAUGAUAGUAUGUUAGUGCCCAGUGGAAACAUGAAGCACUCUAAAAUCGUAAACUUCACAAAUAUCAGCAGGCUGCAAAGCAAGAAUACAAAUUAGUUUGUAAUCCAGGCAGAGGCCAAGUCAGAGUUGGGUGGGGCAGCAGUUUCCACUUGAAAAAGAGUGUGGACAACCAAAUGCUAGAGAAGGUGUGGAACACCAGCAAUGGUCAUUCAUCGCAAAGUGUAAUAACCACUCUGGAAAACUAUUCGAUAGUUUCUUAUAAGCGUGCAUUUAUUAUACAACCCCACCAUUCCACUACUAGGUGUUUACCCAAGAGAACUGAAAAUUGGUGUUCAUGCAAAAGCCCAUACACAACAAUUCAUAGCAGCUUUAUUCAUAAUGCCAAAACUAGAUGUCCUUCAACAGAUAAAUGGGAAAACAAGCAGUGGUAUAUCCACACAAUGGGGUUGUCUAUACCCAACAGGAAAAAGGAACAAACUACUGGUUCAUGCAACAACAUGGGAAGAUCUUAAGUGCAUUUUGCUAAGUGAAAGAAGAUAGGCCCCAAAAUCGACAUUGUGUAGGAUUCUAUUUACAUGACCUUUUGGAAAAGGCAAAACUAUAGGGAUGGAAGACAGAUGAGUGGUUGUUAGGUUUGGGGAAAGGGGAGAAGUUUACUACAAAGGAAUUUUUAGGAUAAUGGGGCUAUUCUGUAUUGGUACUGUGGUGGUGGAUACAUGACUCUGUAAAUUUGUCAGAACACCAAAAAACUAUAUAGCCCAAUGAGUGACUUUUAUUGUAUGUAAUUUUCUUUUAAUUAAACACGUUGUCAGGAGAAGCCAUGAUGGAAUGCAGAUUAAGACAAAUAAAACCUAACUGUAUUACAAACGUA